AAAGGUAGCAUUCAGCUUUCACUUUGCAAACAUAAUUCCAGCAUAAAAUGCGAAUCAGACGCCUUACGUAAUUCCACUGGCCUUUACUAUAUUCCAAGCAUAAUUCCAGUUUCCAUCUCACCUUAACAGCCCCCCUUCUCGCCAACUGUGCCUCAGAAAUCACUUCCUUCUGGCUAUUUUCUUCCGCAAAACACCACUUCAGGUGAAGAGAAAAUAAUUUAACAGUACUUUUCACCUGGGUUUUCUCCUUUUUUUUUUUUUGGGUUCUAUAGUGGAGAACGAGUGUUAGUACGGUGAUGGCGGUGGCCACGCCGAAGAAGGCUAUUUCGAUUAUAGAGAAGGUGUGGAAGAAAGUCUAUGGGAAUUAUAGCACCAGUAGUGGUGGCGGAAGUCGUCAGAAUAAGAGGUGUUCGUCUGAAAGUAAGGUUGAUUUAUAUGAAGAUGAUGAUGAGACCACCAUGGAGCUCAUGCAGAUUGGUGCUGAAAGGGCUAAAAAUGUGUUGAUUCUUAUGAGUGAUACCGGUGGAGGCCAUCGGGCUUCUGCUGAAGCCAUUCGUGACGCUUUCAAGAUUGAGUUUGGCGAUGAAUACCGGAUAUUUGUGAAGGAUGUUUGGAAAGAAUUCGCGGGGUGGCCAUUAAAUGACAUGGAGAGAUCAUACAAGUUCCUAGUGAAACAUGGACAGUUGUGGAAUGUAGCAUUUCAUAGUACAUCUCCUAAAUGGAUUCAUGGCUGCUAUCUCGCCGCCAUAGCCGCCUACUAUACCAAGGAGGUGGAGGCUGGUUUAAUGGAGUACAGGCCAGACAUUAUCAUUAGUGUUCAUCCUUUGAUGCAACAUAUUCCUCUGUGGGUUCUUAAAUGGCAAGGUCUACAGAAGAAAGUAAUUUUUGUCACGGUUAUUACAGACCUUAAUACCUGCCACCCCACAUGGUUUCAUCCUGGGGUCAAUAGAUGCUACUGCCCAUCACAGGAGGUAGCCAAGAGGGCUUUACUAGAAGGCCUUGAAGAUACUCAAAUUCGCGUUUUUGGCUUGCCCAUUCGACCUUCUUUCGUCACUGCAGUUCUUUCCAAGGAUGAUUUGCGACAAGAACUUGAAGUGGACCCCAACUUACCAGCAGUGUUACUGAUGGGAGGUGGUGAAGGGGUGGGUCCUGUGAAGAAAACUGCUAUGGCUCUGGGAGAAUCUCUGUUUGAUAAAGAAAAUGGGAAACCAAUCGGGCAGUUGAUUAUCAUAUGUGGCCGUAAUAAAACUCUAGCCUCUACACUGCAAUCCGAGGAAUGGACAAUCCCAGUUAAGGUUAGAGGAUUCGAGACACAAAUGGAAAAAUGGAUGGGGGCUUGUGACUGCAUAAUUACUAAGGCUGGACCUGGUACAAUUGCAGAGGCAUUCAUCAGGGGGCUUCCUAUUAUCCUCAAUGACUACAUCCCCGGACAAGAAAAGGGCAACGUACCAUAUGUAGUAGACAAUGGGGCUGGUGUUUUCACCAGAAGUCCAAAGGAAACAGCUCAACUGGUGGCAAAAUGGUUCAGCACCAAGACAGAUGAACUCAAGAGAAUGUCAGAGAAUUCAAUCAAACUUGCGCAACCAGAAGCAGUCUUCAACAUUGUCAAAGACAUCCACAAACUUGCUGGGCAACGAGGCCCUCUACCCGCUGUUUCUCAUAUGUCAACAUCUUCAUUCACAAAAUUUAAUUAAUUAGACAUCUUCAGUUCUUAUAUGACUAAGUUCUCCCAUUAGAAUGCCCAUGUACAGUCAGUUCACAUCAUCAUUCUUUGCCAGUAGAUCAGUCUCUUAUUUUUGCUAGGUUUGGCAUUGUUUUAGGGUAUCUUUGGAGAAGUUAGAAUUGUUGUGAAAUAUAAUAAUGUAUUUUUAUGCCAAUGUUACUUUGAAAGGGAAGGGGAAUACAAAAGAAAAAGAAAAAGUUGUCUUACAAUAUAA
Molecule: messenger RNA, 1937 nt
Organism: Mangifera indica (mango)
Lineage: Eukaryota; Viridiplantae; Streptophyta; Magnoliopsida; Sapindales; Anacardiaceae
Product: monogalactosyldiacylglycerol synthase 2, chloroplastic-like
Exons: 8
Coding region: 297-1694 (465 amino acids)
Biological process (GO): glycolipid biosynthetic process
Molecular function (GO): hexosyltransferase activity
Source: RefSeq, a predicted model, not a curated record